Molecule: messenger RNA, 1505 nt
Organism: Manihot esculenta (cassava)
Lineage: Eukaryota; Viridiplantae; Streptophyta; Magnoliopsida; Malpighiales; Euphorbiaceae
Product: ethylene-responsive transcription factor 4
Exons: 1
Coding region: 90-836 (248 amino acids)
Biological process (GO): regulation of DNA-templated transcription
Molecular function (GO): DNA binding; DNA-binding transcription factor activity
Source: RefSeq, a predicted model, not a curated record
CCUCUCCCUUCCUAGCUAUCAGCUCCUCUCUUUUCAAUUUUCACUUUAACAAAAUAGGAACCACCGAUUGCUACUCUUAGUUGUUCUCUAUGGCGCCAAGGGACAAGAGGGCAGCCGUUAAACCUAACGGUAACUGCGACGCCGCCGCUGCCUCUGGGGCUAAGGGAGUGCAUUUUAGGGGAGUGAGGAAGAGGCCUUGGGGCAGAUACGCCGCAGAGAUCAGGGAUCCUAUCAAGAAGAGUAGAGUCUGGCUUGGCACCUUCGACACGGCUGAGGAAGCUGCUCGAGCUUAUGACACCGCCGCUCGCGAGUUUCGGGGAGCCAAAGCCAAGACCAACUUCCCAAUGGAGAGCAAAAAUGUGAACGAGAUUAUUAUUGUUGACAAGAAGAAAGACGCUGGCGCUAAUAAACACAGCCCGAGCCCCAGUAGCACCGUAGAGUCGUCUAGUCGAGAAACGCCUGCUCUGAUGAUGGAAUCAUCCUCUGCGUUGGAUCUUAAUCUCGACCCGUUCAAUGCUGUGAGGUUCCCCUUCCAGCCUGUGCCAACGGUGGGCGGUGCUUUUGCAGCAACGGUAAUGAAACAUCAAAACUUGCUUUAUUUCGAUGCGAUGGUGAAGAGUCAGUAUCAGAGACUGUUGUUUGAUCACCAGCAGAAACAUCUUCUUCGUCAGGCGAUGUCCACUGCUGGCAAUGGUUAUGGUAGUGGUGGUGUUGGAGGAGUCCACAGUGAUUCUGAUUCAUCCUCCGUCGUUGAUUUGAACCUAAAUGAAAUCAACCCACCCCGAAAAUCUCUUGAUUUCGAUCUUAAUCUCCCUCCUAAACCAGAAUUCCUCUAAUUUUUGUUUUUGGCCGGAGACGGCCCACCCAUGCCCAUCCAUUUUUAAUAAUUCUUCCGAUUCUCUUAGAAAAAGGAACUAAAAACUAGCCUCCCAAAAAGCGAGCUUUUUACUGUGAUCUAUUGAGUUCUUUAUUCCCUGAAUGUCUAUAUGCAGUAGCUGAUCUCCCUUUUUUGCAACAGAGAGUCUCUCCCUGUUGUUGAUCGCUAGUUACUGCUACUCUUUUUACCCCCAUAAUUGCAGUUUCACUCAAUUGAUUAGCUUCUCCAAUUUCUUUUAAAAUAUUCUUCUAGUAUUUGAUAAUCAGUUUGUCGCCGGUGAUGUUUAUGUCUGUAAUGACAAUGCCCACGAGGUUUCGGUUGUUCUCCAAAAUUUUGUGGGGAAGCGUACUUGACAAAGAUAUCACUGAUACUGAUAUUCACCUCCACAUGGCUUUACGCCGUCGUUUGGAGGAACACAGUCGGAGCCUGUUCGAUGCUUCUCUCAUCCUAUGUAGCUUUCAUUGGAAUAUUAAUUAUGUAUAUUUGGUUUUAUAUAUCAAGAAAAAGCAAUUUGCGUUUUAAGCAUAAUUGGCAUAUACCAAUUAAUGUUGACGUAAUUAAAGUCAUUUAUGGAAAAUAAGGAAAAAAUGUUCAAUUUUUAAUGAUUAAUAAUUUUUUUAUUUUUUGC